This is a messenger RNA of Thlaspi arvense, 4097 nucleotides long. The record is from the annotation of a GenBank genome assembly. Lineage: Eukaryota; Viridiplantae; Streptophyta; Magnoliopsida; Brassicales; Brassicaceae.
AAAAGCCAAAAGCUUAUUUUAUCUCUCUUCUCUCUCGAAGACACACACUCUCUCUCUCUCUCUACCAGCAAAGUAAAAAAAAGCCCUCUUCUCUCUCCUCUCUUGCGUGAAGGCUUAGGGUUUCUCCAAGAUUCGCACUCAAAUUAUACUCAUUUCAAGAAGAAUCGAUCUUCAUACCUGCUAUAAUCUUCUUCUAUACGACCUUCUCUAUCUGCUGAUACAGUUUUUUCCCCUCGCCGCGGAGGAUCGAGCUGGAUUUCAUACGACGGUCUGAUUUCUUCGUCUCGGACUAUCCAGUAUACAAAUGGUACUGAAAGAGAGAAGCGAGUCUGUGUGAAUCUCCUACAAGGCAAAAUCAUUAUGGAACCAUCCAUCAAGAUAAAUUCAAUAUCCAUAGAUCUAGCAGACGCAGCUGAUGAAAUUGAUGCGGGGAAAUGCCAACAUUUCUCCAUACUUGGAUUUUUAGCUGAGAUCCGCGAGAGAGACCACAAGAAAUGCUGGCCGUUUCCAGAAGAUACCACUGAGUUGAGGAACCACCAAAGCUAUUCUCUUCCCUCUUUACCAGUUGUAAAGUCCAGAUGGUGGGGUUGUGCGAGCUGCAUCAGAGAUCUCAACAUGACUAAUGAGAGUGAUUGUCGAUUGCAAUCACACUCGAGGGAGCAGAAGCUCGAUGCUGACGCUUUAGCCAUCCCAAGUAAAAGAGGACCGAACUCGCUGAUUGUCACCGACAAGAGAGAGAAGAACAAUGAUGUUCAGACAGGUAAUGCUGCAAAUCUGAGUUUUAAAGUUGCGGUUUUGUUGUUCUCUCUCUCUCUCUGGAAGCAGAUUUAUAUAACUUCUGUAAGCUAUGCAGCUACAUUGCUCAAGAAAGUUCGCCGCAGAGCUAAGGAUGCUUCGACCGUUAAGAUCAAGAGUAGCAAAUUUGCUAAAGUCGGCAAGAGAUCUAGAGAAAAGGCAAACAUUUCGAGGGACUUUAGCUGGAAAGAGAGCCGUGAAGAGGCUGUUAAUGGCGGAGAGACUUUCGAAGCAGUGACAGCUUUUGGCUCAUCUGAGAUCGCUGGUGUGGUUGAUGAUACGCCUGAUAAGACAAUCAAGAAGAGUGAUAAGCACAGUCACGUUUCGGCGGAACAGGAUGAAUGCGAUGCUAACGUGUCGCCAGAAAGCAGAAACCUUCUCGGGUUGCAUCGUAGGAAAACUCGGAAGGUCCGUCUACUCAGUGAGCUGUUGAGCAAUAGAAGCAGAGAAGCUCUGUCGAAGAAGGAAUCGGUUAGAGGUAGAAAAAGAAAGUCUUGCGGAGACGAGGAGUGCAGCAGACCUGCUGAGAUGACGACGAAUUACGCCAGCCGGAUACUGAGCACAAUCGGCAAAACUUCUGAGAACGCUUCCAAGAGCUGUGACUCUGAAGAUAACACUGUCUCUGGCGCAGAGUCGAGACCAAGCGUCGAGAACCAAUCCACUGACAGCGGAUUUGAGAAGGAGCCCAUUAUUGGGAAACAGAGAAACAAAAGGUUUCAAGUUGUGGAAGAAGAUCGAGAAAAGGAUCCAUAUGACUAUGCGAGUCCUGCUCGCUCUUCAUUUCCUGGGAAAGAGUUGGUUUCUUGUACUCUGCAUACACAGAGAACAGAGAAAGAUCUCAGUUUAGCGAAAAAGAGAAAGAGGAAAGCUAUGGUAGAUAACAAUAAGAGUACCAUUAUUGAUUUUAGUAACGACAUGGAUGAUGCAAACCUGAGAAAGCCAGAUAAUUUCCCGCAAGUCUGUCCCAGAGAUACAAUGCCACAAUCCACUCGAGAUUUUCUGAAUUCGAAAUGGCUUGACAGUUCGUUUGCUCAACUCUCGGCGCCAGAUGGGCAUUUUAAUAAGUGUACUCCUCAGGUUGAUGAUAGGCAAGUGUUUCCACUGCCUUUGCAAGAUAAAAUGCAGUACAAGGAAGGUGAUCGUGCGAUGCUGAAAGGUUUAGGGACAAACCAUUUUCGGAACUUCGGUUCCUCCUUUAAGCCCACCAACGCGGAUGGGUGCUUGAGAACUGGAGCAAGUGUUAACUUUAGCAGCAACAGAGAUACCAUAGGACCAUCAUCUUCGCUGAAUGAUAAGCUAAGACACACCUCUUUUACUGAAGCUGCGGAUACUUCUCGUGCUCCGCAAAAGGAUAUUUCCACGGCUCACGGAAAGGGCAAGGAAGUUGUGGUCCAGGAACUUCCCGGAGCAACCAGAAGCCAAAGCAAGACAUGUGAGCAUAUAGAUGAUAUUCCCAUGGAAAUAGUCGAGCUUAUGGCUAAAAACCAGUACGAGAGGUGUCUUCCUGACAGAGAAGAGGACAAACAGCCAUCGCAAGCGACGACCAGCUUGUCCAAGAACGCUCUGUUGAUUGAUCUCAAUGAAACCUACGAUAACAGCAUGGAGAACACAAUCAGGCAACCAAAGGAAGGACAUUUCAUGGCCGGAAAGCAGAGCUCUCUGGAGUUUUUCCCGAUGAAUCAGUUUGGUCAGCCUUAUAAUGUGCCAUCCGCGUUUGGGAUAUCUCCUCUUACACGAGAUAACCAACUAAGCUCCAUCAAGCUGCCUGUUGUAGUAGGUCCUAAUCAGCAAACCGGCCACAAUUGCCAGUGGCUAGGCAAUGUCCCAACAACUAUGGCUAAUCACCAGAACCCAUCUGCAUCCUCUUUCCGGGUGCUACGUGCGUGUAACACGUGCCAAGGUGCUCAACAGCAGCAGUAUAGAGAAGCUUCUCAGCCGAUUUGGCCAUCUCCCAUGACAUCAACACAUCCUCAGAAACCAGUUUCUCUCAAUACCCCUCAGAAGUUUAUGGACCCGUCAACAAAGCUGGAUAAUCCCAACACGCAGAACCUGAAUUUUGCUGGCAACAUGAUGCAGAAACGCAUCUUUAAAGGGGUCAGUAGCAAAUCAUCGGACAGUUACUCUAACGAAAGCAGUAUACCAGCUAUGCACCUACUUAGCCUCAUGGAUCCGCGGCUGAGGUCAAACGUACCCAAUGACCAGAGCCGAAACACUGAGUUUGUGAAAAGACCUCAAGCAGGGGACUGUAAUAAGACUCCUUACUCCACAAAGCAGUGGCCUUUCGAUCUUUACAGCAGAAGAGUGACUUCCGAGACCCCCCGUGAGAGUUUCUCCAUCAUUCCACCUGUUGGUACAUCUUCAAUAUCAUUUCAUAGUGAAAAGAGCCCUGCAGAGAACGUUGACUUCACACUCCAAGCUCCAUGGAAUCAUCGUCAUCAUCAGGAGAAAAAACCCAAGAGGAAAGACAGAGACUUUGCGCCGGUUUACAACAACAGUCAUCAGCAGAAGCCCACCUUUACGAGCAGCAGCAGCGGCAGCGACCCAGGGAAAUUCCAGCUUCUUGGAGCGUCAGAUUCAAUGAUGCUGCCACUGAAAUUUCACAUGACAGAUAACGCCAAGAAAAAUAAGACGAAGAAAGCUCAGAGCAGCAACCCCGUCUCUGUUUCUCUUCCAACGAGCAUCUCUGGACCUUAUGUGUGCACUGUCAACAGAAACCCGGCUGAUUUCACCAUUCCUGACGCACCUGGGAAUGUUUAUAUGAUCAAGGGUGAAGAUUUUAAGGUCAGAAAACUUCGGGGCUCAGGGAAAAAACCAAGCUUGUGUAAGCAGGAUGCAUUAAAGCAAAACAACAACUCUAUUGCUCCUAGCACAGAGAAUGCCUGAAAAAAUAUACGAUCUGUGAGUUUUUUUGUCAGUUGUGGAGCAGGUAAAGACUACCAUAUGAGAACAAAUCACCAUUAACAGAGCCGAAGAGAGCAGGAGGAGGGAUGAGCUUUGUAGAUAGAGGGGAAUAGAAACACAGAAGUCUCCUCUUGUUCUUGUCUUCGUUUUCUGCAUGUUCUGUAUAUUGUUCUUUACAACUCGAGUCUUUUUUAUUACAUGCUUGGUGUCCGCAUCAAGCGAGUUGUAGUAUGCUAUGAACAGAACAGAAAGAAAAACCUGUAUUAAGGUAUAACUUGUAUUUUCUGUGAGCUGACUCUCUCUGCUUAUAGUCUCAUUGUACAUUUCGUAUGUGGCAAUGAAAUGGUAUUAUGAUGAUCUUGUUUUGACAUUUUUUAAUAAUAAUGUGGAUGAGAUCAUAC